AUGGCUACGCGUAUCAACGCCCCUAAAAAGGUCCGCCUGGCCUGUCGACGCUGUCGAAUCCGCCGCAUUAAGUGCGAUGGUCAAAUACCCGCUUGCACCAACUGCGCAAAGGCCGGGCAGGUCUGUCUAGAUAUCGACAGUCAAAAUUCAGAUGUUGUUAUUCCCCGCAAUUUCGUGUCCGCCGCCCGUGAAAGAAUACGAUGGUUGGAAGACAUUAUCAGAGACCGUCUACCCGAUGUAGACCUACGUUCUGGUCCUCAGGUCGAUCCUUCGUCGGACCCAACAGCCCCCUCCCAGGAUGAGCGAGUUCCCGAAGACACCGACAUCACAAUUUCAUCAAUUCCACCGGCACCAGCAGUUUCGCGCAAACGGUCAGCAGAACCAUCAGGACAAUCUAAUCAAGAUGAAACCUUCCCCGAACGUGCUCAUUCUGUCGCCGUCAAUCUGGGCAUGCUUUCUCUCAAUAUCGAUUCACCUCAAAAGCAUUACCUUGGCUCAAGCUCUGGACUUCUCUUCACAAAUCUUAUCGGAGCGUCCCCGCCGAGUGUAGAGUCCACGCCUCAAGGUCCUCAAGGGGACAAAUAUGCCGGAGAGCUCGAAUGGGAUGAUGACGCUGUUGCUCAAGAUCAAAACAGGAAGUAUAAUCAAGAACUGUACAAUCUUCUAAAACAGGAGCUGCCGUCGAAACACAAUGCACUCGUAUUGAUACACACAUACAUUCGUUGGAUCCAUCCCGACUUCCCCUUCCUUGAGCCCCUCUCUCUCUUCAGUGCCGUCGAAGCCAUGUAUUCUUGCCUUAAUGGUAUUCUGGAAUGCGAUAUAUCGUCUCAUGGAUGGCCUGCCAAUAUGCCGCCGUUUCGAUGGAAUGGUAGAGUGGUAGUCCCGGGGUUUUCAAAUGAAGAAGGUGCUACAUUGUCAGCAGUCGCAUUUGUCCUCUUUAUGGUCUUCAACAUCGGCGCUCUAGUCAAGGUGAGAUCACGGAACUACGACUUUCCGCCACAGCGCUUUUACCGUGCCGCCCUUCAUUUUUCCAAGGAAGCUUUUGCACAUAUUACCUUGUCAUCGAUCCAAUCUCUGAUGAUGCUAGUCAUGCAUGGUAUGCUUACGCCAGCAGAGGUCAACCUUUGGACUUUAGUGCAUCUUGGGCUUGCAUAUUGUGUUGAGACUGGCAUACAUCGGGAACAAAGCCAGCGGAACCCAGACGACUUCGCUAUACUACAAGUCAGGCGCUUCACCUUUUUUACGAUUUACUCCCUAGAUAGGUCCAUUUCAUCGAUACAGGGAAGGCCGCUUGGCUUCAGGGACGAAACCUUUGACGUUAAGAUACCAGAAGUGCUAUCGAGCCCUGAUGAUAAUACUCAAGGUCCACUUCCACCAUCAUUCAUAACUGCCGUAACCCAUUACUCGUCAUAUCAUUUCAGACUGGACCGGAUCGUGUCCGAUAUCAAGCUUCACCUAUAUCACCUGCCCGGUGAUUCAAGCUUCUUCCCGUGGCCGGACAAUCCCACGGAACAACAGGCCAGGAUUCAGCAGUCUUUAAAUAAUUGGUGGCAGGAGGUCUCAAAUGAUGCGUUUGGGUUUCCCAGUCUUGAUAACCGACAACGGGAAGUCUGGAAGAUAAAGCUCGGACUAAAAUAUCAUACAACGAUGGUCUUACUCUUCCAACCGUCCCAGGUCAUCCGACAGCCCGCUUCUGAGGCGCUCCAGGCUUGUUUCGACAGCGCAGCCGGUAUUUUAGAUGGGUAUCAACGACUUCACGAUCUUCAUGGUCUUCAUUUCGGAUGGCGGGCUGUGCAGAACAUCUUUGCUGCUGGCGCGACAUUAAUCUACUCAUUCUGGACGUCACAAACCGUUCGGGAGAAGGCAUCCCCUGAAACAAUGUCAAAGAAUCUGAGAAGUUGUUCUACGCUUUUGACAAUUGGAGGCGAAUGGUGGCCGUCUGCAAGGAACGGUCAAGCCAGCUUUGGGUCGGUCGCAGAUUUGACCAUGAAGAGACUGUACAUGGCCGAUGCAUCUAACAAAGCUCCGCGUCUAUCCCUACAUCAAACUGCUUCUAGCAGGCCAAGAGACGCAGGCGACGCUGACGGGCCAAGAAGUCAGCCUCCGCCUGGAUUCUUAGAUGAGACUGGCCAGUCGGCUGAGAUUGACACCAAUGCAACGUGGCAAAAUCUAGACUUGGGUGUUGGAGACAACCCCGACCAGUUUGACUGGUCAUCAAUUGCGGGCGGGUUUGAACCAGAAAUCGAGAUGUUCCUAGAGGACUUCAACAGAUCCGAUUUUAGCUGGAGCUUUCCACUGAAUGACAAUCAAGAUCUAGACCUCUUCGGAACGGGUCCAAACCCCGGUUUCUGA
Messenger RNA from Fusarium proliferatum ET1, 2352 nucleotides. RefSeq lists its product as uncharacterized. Lineage: Eukaryota; Fungi; Ascomycota; Sordariomycetes; Hypocreales; Nectriaceae. Gene Ontology annotation, biological process: DNA-templated transcription; positive regulation of transcription by RNA polymerase II. Gene Ontology annotation, molecular function: sequence-specific DNA binding; DNA-binding transcription factor activity, RNA polymerase II-specific; zinc ion binding. Bases 1 to 2352 code for a protein of 783 amino acids. The transcript is spliced from 5 exons. The record is from RefSeq and is a predicted model, not a curated record.